AUGAAGGACAUCUUAUCUGCAAGCUACUCAGAUCCUUCUGCUAGCUCUACGGGUAGCUCCGUCGGUUCCACAAACCUCUCUACAGGUUUUUCCAGCUCCUCCAGCUCUUCUACUGAAUCCUCUACAGGAACUUCAAGUGAUACAUCUGCCUCUGGAAAUGGAAUUAGAGCCUCAGACACCUCUGGAUUGUCAUCUGGCUCGCCAACAAAACCUGCUACUUCCGACUCAGACUCUUCAUCCCAGACGUCUGCAUCUGCAGCAUCUGGAGCUUCAAUCGUCUCUGACCCGGGAGAAUCCAACAUUGCAGACCCAGGUACAGUUUCUAGCCCUGCCUCUGCCUCUAGCUCCGACCCCUCUUCCACUGGCUCCGGAAACUCUUCCAGCUCCGCUGGUUCUGGGUCUAACUCUGGCUCCACUGACAACUCUGGCAGCUCUGCCAGCUCGGACCCAGAUGACACGGAUGCAUAUUCUGAGGCUACUGCUUCUCCGUCAUUGACCAUGGCAUCAAAAACGGCUUCCGUCGCAGCCCAAGACAACGCCAAAACCACGGCCUCGGAAACCUCUCGUAACACCUCUACACCAGCUCAUACCUCCACCUCUGCAACCGACUCUGCAACCGGUUCGGGCUCGAGCUCUAACUCAGGCUCGAACUCCAACGCCACCUCCGGCUUUGAUUCUGCCUCCACAUCUGACGCUAGCUCUAACAUAGCCUCGGGCUCCAGUUCAGCCUCGGGCUCCGACGCUAGCCAAGUCUCGUCCUCUGAGCGGACAACUUCGUCUGCAGCUUCUGGCGAUGAAACUUCUCCUUCUGCCAGCCAAUAUACCCUCUCCACCAGCACGGUCAAGAGCAGUGCUUCUGCCUCUCUGUCCAUGGCCAGCUCGGUGACCACUUUCGAAGGUGGAGCAGCCCGCUCUGUAGCACCUUCUCUCUUCUUCGGGUUCCUGGCACUUCUUUACUUCGUUUGA
This is a messenger RNA of Ogataea polymorpha, 966 nucleotides long. RefSeq lists its product as uncharacterized. The transcript is spliced from 2 exons. The coding region runs from base 1 to 966 and encodes 321 amino acids. The record is from RefSeq and is a predicted model, not a curated record. NCBI's taxonomy places the organism in Eukaryota, Fungi, Ascomycota, Pichiomycetes, Pichiales, Pichiaceae.